Molecule: messenger RNA, 15767 nt
Organism: Delphinapterus leucas (beluga whale)
Lineage: Eukaryota; Metazoa; Chordata; Mammalia; Artiodactyla; Monodontidae
Source: RefSeq, a predicted model, not a curated record
GAAGGAUUCUAAAAUAGGUUUUCAGAAUUAGUGCUGGAUUUUUGCUCCUGCAUGUGUGGUGACUCUUGAUUUUUUCCUUUCGGAGAAGCCUCCUUUGCAGCAUUCCCCCUUCCGAGGAAUCACUUAGACACUUCCAGCUGGUGGCAGGGGAUACAGCCAUAAUACAGCUUCCUCUGUCCCAGCUGUCUUUUUCACUACGCUAAAUGCAUUACGAUGGCUGCACUCUCGUGUAAAGGUUCAGGUAGAGGGAGGUGUAGGAUUAAGUCUGGAGACCGCCGUUGGGGUUUUUAAGGCUUCAGCUUCCCCAGCAUCUUGGCAUUUUGAAUGUCUUCCUGCUUCGGGUCCAAGGUUUCUCUCCACUGAUUGAAAUGCUGCUGGAAGGCUGAUUAAAGGUGCCUGAAGAUAUCACCUUCUACCAGGAAGCCCUGCGUGCUUGAGAGGAUCUUUUUCAAUGCAUUAUGGCUCAUGCAGCCUCACAAUUAAAGAAAAACAGGGAUUUAGAAAUCAAUGCUGAAGAAGAGACUGAGAAAAAAAGGAAACACCGCAAACGGUCCCGGGAUCGGAAGAAAAAGUCGGAUGCCAAUGCAAGUUACUUAAGAGCAGCUCGAGCCGGACACUUAGAAAAGGCCCUUGACUACAUAAAAAAUGGAGUCGACAUCAACAUUUGCAAUCAGAAUGGGUUGAAUGCUCUCCAUCUUGCUUCCAAAGAAGGCCAUGUAGAAGUUGUUUCUGAGCUGCUACAGAGAGAAGCCAACGUGGAUGCAGCUACAAAGAAAGGAAACACAGCGUUGCAUAUAGCAUCUUUGGCAGGGCAAGCAGAGGUGGUAAAGGUCUUGGUUACAAAUGGAGCCAAUGUCAAUGCCCAAUCCCAGAAUGGUUUCACACCAUUAUAUAUGGCGGCCCAGGAGAACCACCUGGAAGUUGUCAAGUUUCUCCUUGACAAUGGUGCAAGCCAGAGCCUGGCCACGGAGGAUGGCUUCACACCGUUGGCAGUAGCUUUGCAACAAGGUCACGAUCAAGUAGUGUCACUCCUGCUAGAAAACGACACGAAAGGAAAAGUGCGUCUUCCAGCUCUUCACAUCGCUGCCAGGAAAGAUGACACGAAAGCUGCCGCCCUGCUGCUGCAGAACGACAACAAUGCAGAUGUAGAGUCGAAGAGUGGCUUCACUCCGCUCCACAUAGCUGCUCACUAUGGAAAUAUCAACGUAGCCACAUUGCUGUUAAACCGAGCGGCAGCCGUGGACUUCACCGCGCGGAAUGACAUCACUCCUUUACAUGUUGCAUCAAAACGAGGAAACGCCAAUAUGGUAAAACUAUUGCUUGAUCGAGGAGCUAAAAUUGAUGCCAAAACAAGGGAUGGGCUGACGCCACUGCACUGUGGAGCGAGGAGUGGCCAUGAGCAGGUGGUGGAGAUGCUGCUUGAUCGAGCUGCCCCCAUUCUCUCAAAAACCAAGAAUGGAUUGUCUCCACUGCACAUGGCUACACAGGGGGAUCAUUUAAACUGCGUCCAGCUUCUCCUCCAGCAUAACGUGCCUGUGGACGACGUCACCAAUGACUACCUGACUGCCCUGCACGUGGCUGCCCACUGUGGCCAUUACAAAGUCGCCAAGGUUCUCUUGGACAAGAAGGCUAACCCCAACGCCAAAGCCCUGAAUGGCUUUACCCCUCUCCAUAUCGCCUGCAAGAAGAAUCGAAUUAAAGUAAUGGAACUCCUUCUGAAACAUGGUGCAUCCAUCCAAGCUGUAACCGAGUCGGGCCUUACCCCAAUCCAUGUUGCUGCCUUCAUGGGGCAUGUAAAUAUCGUGUCACAACUAAUGCAUCAUGGAGCCUCACCAAAUACCACCAACGUGAGAGGAGAAACAGCGCUGCACAUGGCAGCUCGGUCCGGCCAGGCCGAAGUCGUGCGGUAUCUGGUGCAAGACGGCGCUCAGGUAGAAGCUAAAGCUAAGGAUGACCAAACCCCACUCCACAUUUCUGCGCGAUUGGGGAAAGCAGAUAUAGUACAACAGCUGUUACAGCAAGGAGCAUCUCCAAAUGCAGCCACGACUUCUGGGUACACCCCACUCCACCUUGCAGCCCGAGAGGGGCAUGAGGACGUAGCCGCCUUCCUUUUGGAUCAUGGCGCAUCUUUAUCUAUAACAACAAAGAAAGGAUUUACUCCCCUUCAUGUGGCAGCAAAGUACGGGAAGCUUGAAGUAGCCAGUCUCCUGCUGCAGAAAAGUGCAUCUCCAGAUGCUGCUGGGAAGAGCGGGCUAACUCCACUGCAUGUAGCUGCACAUUACGAUAAUCAGAAAGUGGCCCUUCUGCUUCUGGACCAAGGAGCCUCACCCCACGCGGCUGCAAAGAAUGGUUAUACACCACUGCACAUUGCUGCCAAAAAGAACCAGAUGGACAUAGCGACAACUCUGCUGGAAUAUGGUGCUGAUGCAAACGCAGUUACCCGGCAAGGAAUUGCUUCUGUCCAUCUUGCAGCUCAGGAAGGACAUGUGGACAUGGUGUCACUGCUCCUCAGCAGGAAUGCUAACGUGAACCUGAGCAAUAAGAGUGGCCUGACCCCACUCCAUCUGGCCGCUCAAGAAGACAGAGUGAAUGUGGCCGAAGUCCUAGUAAACCAGGGGGCACACGUGGACGUCCAGACAAAGAUGGGAUACACACCACUACAUGUGGGCUGCCACUAUGGAAACAUCAAGAUUGUUAACUUCCUGCUCCAGCAUUCUGCAAAAGUGAAUGCCAAAACAAAGAAUGGGUAUACGCCGUUACACCAAGCAGCUCAACAGGGACACACGCAUAUAAUCAAUGUCUUGCUUCAGAACAAUGCCUCCCCCAAUGAACUCACUGUGAAUGGGAACACUGCCCUGGCCAUUGCCCGGAGGCUUGGCUACAUCUCAGUGGUGGACACCCUGAAGGUGGUAACUGAAGAGACUGUGACCACGACUACUGUCAUAGAGAAGCACAAAAUGAAUGUUCCAGAAACGAUGAAUGAAGUUCUUGACAUGUCUGAUGAUGAAGUUCGUAAAGCCAACGCCCCUGAAAUGCUCAGUGAUGGCGAAUAUAUCUCAGAUGUUGAAGAAGGUGAUAGACGCACAUGGUAUAAAAUUCCCAAGGUACAAGAGUUUACGGUGAAAAGUGAAGAUGCAAUGACAGGCGACACGGACAAGUAUCUUGGGCCACAAGACCUUAAGGAAUUGGGCGAUGAUUCUCUGCCCGCAGAGGGCUACAUGGGCUUUAGUCUGGGGGCCCGCUCUGCCAGUCCCAAGAUCAGUUCGGAUAGGUCUUACACCUUGAACAGAAGCUCCUUCGCGCGGGACAGCAUGACGAUUGAAGAACUCCUGGUGCCGUCCAAAGAGCAGCAUCUAACAUUCACAAGAGAAUUUGAUUCAGAUUCUCUUAGACAUUACAGCUGGGCGGCAGACACCUUGGACAAUGUCAAUCUUGUCUCAAGUCCUGUUCAUUCUGGGUUUCUGGUUAGCUUUAUGGUGGAUGCAAGAGGCGGCUCCAUGAGGGGAAGCCGGCACCACGGGAUGAGAAUCAUCAUUCCUCCUCGCAAGUGCACUGCCCCCACCCGUAUCACCUGCCGUUUGGUAAAGAGACAUAAACUGGCCAACCCACCCCCGAUGGUGGAAGGAGAGGGAUUAGCCAGUAGGCUGGUAGAAAUGGGUCCUGCAGGGGCACAAUUUUUGGGUAAACUGCAUCUUCCUACCAAUCCUCCCCCUGUAAAUGAGGGUGAGAGCUUGGUUAGCCGAAUCCUGCAGCUUGGGCCUCAAGGAACAAAAUUUAUUGGCCCUGUCAUAGUGGAAAUCCCUCACUUUGGGUCUAUGAGAGGAAAAGAGAGAGAACUCAUUGUUCUUCGAAGUGAAAAUGGUGAAACGUGGAAGGAGCAUCAAUUUGACAGUAAAAAUGAAGAUUUAACCGAAUUACUUAAUGGCAUGGAUGAAGAACUUGAUAGCCCAGAAGAGUUAGGGAAAAAGCGUAUCUGCAGGAUUAUCACUAAGGAUUUCCCCCAGUAUUUCGCAGUGGUUUCACGGAUUAAGCAGGAAAGCAAUCAGAUUGGCCCUGAAGGUGGAAUUCUGAGCAGUACCACCGUGCCCCUCGUCCAAGCUUCUUUCCCAGAGGGUGCUUUAACCAAAAGAAUUCGAGUGGGCCUCCAGGCCCAGCCUGUUCCAGAUGAAACUGUGAAAAAGAUCCUUGGAAACAAAGCAACAUUUAGCCCAAUUGUCACUGUGGAACCCAGAAGAAGGAAAUUCCAUAAGCCUAUCACAAUGACCAUUCCAGUGCCCCCGGCCUCCGGAGAAGGUGUCUCCAAUGGGUACAAGGGAGACACCACACCCAAUCUGCGCCUUCUCUGUAGCAUUACAGGGGGCACAUCGCCUGCUCAGUGGGAAGACAUCACAGGAACUACUCCUUUGACGUUUAUAAAGGAUUGUGUCUCUUUUACAACCAAUGUUUCUGCCAGAUUUUGGCUUGCAGACUGCCAUCAAGUUUUAGAAACUGUGGGGUUAGCCACACAACUGUACAGAGAAUUAAUAUGUGUUCCGUAUAUGGCCAAGUUUGUUGUUUUUGCCAAAAUGAAUGAUCCUGUAGAAUCGUCUCUGCGAUGUUUCUGCAUGACAGAUGAUAAAGUGGACAAAACUUUAGAGCAGCAAGAGAAUUUUGAGGAAGUUGCAAGAAGCAAAGAUAUUGAGGUUCUGGAAGGAAAGCCUAUUUAUGUUGAUUGUUAUGGAAACCUGGCCGCACUUACCAAAGGAGGACAGCAACUUGUUUUUAACUUUUAUGCUUUCAAAGAAAAUAGACUGCCAUUUUCCAUCAAGAUUAGAGACACCAGCCAAGAGCCCUGUGGUCGUCUGUCUUUUCUGAAAGAACCAAAGACAACAAAAGGACUGCCUCAAACAGCUGUUUGCAACUUAAACAUCACUCUGCCUGCACAUAAAAAGGAGACAGAGUCAGAUCAAGAGGAUGAGAACGAGAAAACGGAUAGACGACAGAGCUUUGCAUCCUUGGCUUUACGUAAGCGCUACAGCUACUUGACUGAGCCUGGAAUGAAAACAGUUGAACGGAGCGCAGGACCAACGAGAUCCCUCCCCACCACUUACUCAUACAAGCCAUUCUUUUCUGCAAGAGCAUACCAGUCCUGCACAGCAGCUCCGAUGACAGUGCCCGGGCCGGCCACGUCAGGCUUCACUUCCUUAUCAAGUUCCUCCUCUAAUACGCCAUCAGCUUCUCCAUUAAAAUCAAUAUGGUCUGUUUCGACUCCUUCUCCAAUCAAAUCCACGUUAGGCGCAUCAACUACAUCUUCGGUUAAAUCCAUUAGUGAUGUGGCAUCUCCAAUUAGAUCCUUUCGGACAAUUUCUUCGCCAAUAAAAACAGUGGUGUCACAGUCUCCAUACAAUAUCCAAGUUUCCUCUGGUACCCUGGUUAGAGCUCCCACAGUCACGGAGGCCUCGCCUUUAAAGGGGCUGGCAUCCAAUUCUACAUUUUCCUCUCGAACGUCCCCGGUGACUACAGCAGGAUCUCUUUUGGAGAGGUCGUCCAUUACCAUGACACCCCCUGCUUCCCCCAAAUCAAACAUUAAUAUGUAUUCCUCGAGUCUGCCAUUUAAGUCAAUUAUCUCAUCCACAGCACCGCUAAUAUCUUCACCUUUAAUGUCAGUGGUGUCUCCAGCUAAAUCAACAGCUGAUAUCAUUUCAUCAGCUAAAGUUACGAUGGCCUCUUCUCUCUCAUCACCCGUGAAACAGAUGCCUGGACACGCAGAGGUAGCAUUAGUCAACGGAUCUAUUUCCCCUCUGAAAUAUCCAUCAUCUUCAACUUUAAUUAACGGAUGCAAAGCCACUGCCACGUUACAGGAAAAAAUUGCUACAGCUACACACUCUGUGAGCUCUGUGGUUAAUGGAGCCACUGACGCAGUUGAGAAAGUGUUCCCGACCACCACAGCAAUGCCGUUUUCCCCACUCAGGUCAUAUGUUUCUCCAGCACCAUCAGCUUUUCAGUCUCUAAGAACUCCUUCUGCAAGUGCACUCUAUACAUCCCUCGGGUCGUCGAUACCUGCAACUACCUCAUCUGUAACUUCAUCAAUAAUAACAGUGCCAGUAUACUCUGUAGUCAAUGUUUUGCCGGAACCAGCAUUAAAGAAACUUCCAGACUCUAAUUCACUUACAAAAUCAGCAGCAGCCUUGCUGUCGCCCAUUAAAACAUUGACUACGGAGACACUUCCUCAGCCCCAUUUCAAUCGAACUUCAUCUCCAGUUAAGUCAUCUUUGUUCCUUGCACCAUCUGCCCUCAAGCUGUCUACGCCAUCUUCUCUGUCUUCCAGUCAGGAGAUACUAAAAGACGUGGCUGAAAUGAAGGAGGACCUAAUGCGGAUGACUGCAAUACUCCAAACAGACGUGCCUGAGGAGAAGCCAUUCCAACCUGAACUCCCCAAAGAAGGGAGAAUCGACGAUGAAGAACCUUUCAAAAUUGUCGAGAAAGUGAAGGAAGACUUAGUGAAAGUUAGUGAAAUCCUUAAAAAGGAUGUCUGUGUGGAUAAUAAGGGACCACUCAAAUCACCAAAGAGUGACAAAGGACAUUCUCCCGAAGACGACUGGAUAGAAUUCAGUUCAGAAGAAAUAAGAGAGGCAAGACAACAGGCUGCUGCGAGCCAUUCUCCACCUCCGCCAGAGAGAGCGCAAGUUAAGGCAAAGGCUGCCUCCGAAAAGGAUUAUAACCUGACCCAAGUUAUCGAUUACCUAACAAAUGAUAUCGGGAGUAGUUCACUGACGAACUUCAAGUACAAGUUUGAGGAUGCCAAGAAGGAUGGUGAAGAGAGACAGAAACGAAUUUUAAAACCAGCAAUCGCCCUGCAGGAACACAAACUCAAAAUGCCUCCAGCCUCCAUGAGGUCUUCCACCUCCGAGAAGGAGUUAUGUAAGAUGGCCGAUUCCUUUUUUGGAACAGAUACUAUUUUAGAGUCUCCAGAUGACUUUUCUCAACAUGACCAAGAUAAAAGUCCCUUGUCUGACAGUGGCUUUGAAACAAGAAGUGAGAAAACACCUUCAGCCCCACAAAGCGCUGAAAGCACUGGUCCCAAACCACUUUUUCAGGAAGUCCCCAUCCCUCCGGUCAUUACAGAAACGAGAACUGAAGUGGUUCAUGUUAUCAGGAGCUAUGAGCCCUCAGCUGGAGAGGCUCCCCCGUCCCAACCAGAGGAGCCCAUGUCACCCAAACCGUCACCUACGUUUAUGGAGCUGGAACCAAAGCCCACCGCUUCUAGUAUUAAAGAAAAAGUCAAAGCGUUUCAAAUGAAAACCAGUAGCGAAGAAGACGACCACAGUCACGUUCUGGGCAAAGGCAUGCGUGUUAAAGAAGAGACUCACAUAACCACAACCACCAGAAUGGUUUAUCAUUCUCCACCAGGCAGUGAAGGCGCCUCUGAGAGAAUUGAAGAAACCAUGUCAGUCCACGACAUCAUGAAGGCCUUUCAGUCCGGGCGAGACCCUUCCAAAGAGCUGGCAGGUCUGUUUGAACAUAAGUCGGCAGUGUCCCCAGACGUUCACAAGUCUGCUGCUGAAACCUCAGCCCAGCACGCAGAGAAGGACAACCAAAUGAAACCCAAACUGGAGCGUAUAAUAGAAGUCCACAUUGAAAAAGGUAACCAAGCUGAGCCCACUGAAGUCAUUAUUAGAGAAACCAAAAAGCAUCCCGAAAAGGAAAUGUAUGUAUAUCAGAAAGACUUAUCCCGGGGAGAUAUUGACCUAAAAGAUUUUCUGCCAGAAAGACACGAUGCUUUUCCUUGUUCAGAGGAACAGGGUCAGCGAGAAGAAGAAGAACUCACUGCUGAAGAGUCGUUGCCUUCUUACCUGGAGUCUUCCAGAGUAAACACUCCCGUGUCCCAAGAAGAAGAUAGUCGCCCUAGCUCUGCUCAGCUCAUAUCUGAUGACUCUUAUAAAACACUGAAGCUUUGGAGUCAGCACUCAAUAGAAUACCAUGACGAUGAGUUGUCAGAACUAAGAGGGGAAUCUUACAGGUUUGCUGAGAAAAUGCUUCUGUCAGAAAAGCUAGAUGUGUCUCAUUCUGAUACCGAGGAAUCAGUUACAGACCAUGCGGGAGGACCCCCUAGCUCAGAGUUACAGGGGUCUGAUAAGCGGGCCAGAGAGAAAGUAGUCACUGUCCCCAAAAAAGAAAUUCUCUCCAAAAUCUAUAAAGAUGUGUCUGAAAAUGGUGUAGGUAAAGUGUCUAAGGAUGAGCAUUUUGAUAAAGUGACAGUGUUGCACUAUUCUGGCGAUGUUAGUAGUCCAAAACAUGCCAUGUGGAUGCGCUUUGCUGAGGACAGACUAGACAGAGGUAGAGAGAAGUUGAUAUACGAAGAUAGGGUGGACAGGACCGUGAAGGAAGCUGAAGAAAAACUGACUGAAGUGUCACAGUUUUUUCGUGACAGAACCGAAAAGCUCAAUGAUGAACUGCAGUCCCCAGAGAAAAAGCCACACCCUAGGAAUGGCAAAGAAUACUCAUCUCAAAGCUCUACCGGUAGCAGCCCUGAGAAAGCACUGCUGACAGAACUGCUGGCCAACAGUGACGAGUGGGUCAAGGCGAGGCAGCGUGGCUGUGACAGACAAGGCUUCCCCAGAGCCGACGAGAAGGACGCAGUCAGUCUGCCCAGCAGCCCGGAGGUGGUUCCUUCCCAACAGACUGAGGACAGCAAGUCCACAGAGGAAGCCAAAGGAAGUCGUUCACAGAGCAAAGAAUCAGAAGGGCCCCAGUCUGGGUUUCAGCUCAAACAAUCGAAACUCAGUUCCAUUAGAUUAAAAUUUGAACAAGGCGCGCAGGCCAAAAGUAAGGACGUUUCUCAAGAAGACACAAAGCCAGAUGGCCAAUCCAGAAUCCCAGUUAAAAAAAUCCAGGAGAGCAAGCUACCUGUCUACCAAGUGUUCGCUAGAGAGAAACAGCAGAAGGCCAUAGACCCUUUGGAUGAAAGUGUCCCUGUGCAAAAAGAUCUUACGGUAUUCAGAGGUAAAGAUGAGCAUGCCCAGAGCCAUGAAAUGGUUGUAAAUGAUUUUGGCUCUGAUGAUGUGAAAAAACAGAGAACUGAAAUCUCAAGUAAAGCAAUGCCUGACUAUUUUUCUGAGCAACAGCAUAAGGACUUGGCAUGUCACGUAACCGCAGAAUUAGCAACCAAGGGACCAUGGGACAAAAAGGUCUUUAGAACGUGGGAAAGUCCUGGAGCCACUAACAAUAAGUCGCAGAAAGAGAAACUUUCGCAUGUGCUUGUUCACGAUGUAAGAGAGAAUCACGUUGGUCACCCUGAGAGUAAAACUGUUGAUCAGAGGGAUGAAUUUUUGUCUGUGACUGAGAGAGAACACAAAUUGUUAACAAAUGGCUCUCUCUCAGAAAUUAAGGAAAUGACUGUAAAAUCUCCCUCCAAAAAAGUCUUAUACAGGGAAUACGGUGUUAAAGACGGGGAACAUCCAGGUGGAUCUCUUGACCAACCUUCCAGGAGAAGUGAGAGCUCGGCAGUGUCGCACAUCCCAGUCAGGGCUGCGGAGGAAAGGAGGACGCCGUCUUCUGACAUUCCCGAUGGUUUUUGCAAGCAGUCGACAUUUCCAAAACAUGAACUAUCACAAAAGUUACCCCACUCAAGUAUGAGUAAAGAGACAGUUGAGACACAGCACCUUAAUGCUACAGAAGAUGAAAAAGUUACCUAUUCAGAAAUCAGCAAAGUUUCCAAACGUCAGAGUUACGUAGGCUUAUGCCCGCCUCUCGAUGAAACCGAGCUCUCCCCGACCAAGUCUCCUGAUUCUCUAGAGUUUAGCCCAGGAAAGGAAUCGCCCUCUAGUGAUGUACUCGACCACAGUCCCAUUGAUGGAUUGGAAAAAGUUGCACCACUGGCCCAGACGGAGGGAGGGAAAGAGAUAAAAACUUUACCUGUUUAUGUCAGUUUUGUAGAGGUGGGGAAGCAGUAUGAAAAGGAGAUACAACAAGGAGGUGUAAAAAAAAUCAUAAGUCAGGAAUGUAAGACGGUACAAGAGACCAGGGGGACCUUUUAUACAACUAGACAGCAAAAGCAACCCCCUUCUCCCCAGGCUAGUCCAGAAGAUGAUACUCUAGAGCAAGUGUCCUUUCUAGACAGCUCUGGGAAAAGCCCUUUAACCCCAGAGACGCCCAGUUCAGAGGAAGUGAGUUAUGAAUUUACAUCUAAGACACCCGACUCGCUUAUAGCUUAUAUACCAGGCAAACCCAGCCCAAUUCCCGAGGUUUCGGAGGAAUCUGAGGAGGAGGGACAGGCCAGGUCAGCCUCCUUACAGCAGACUGCAGUGGAGGAGACGGCAGCAGUCGGGCGCCACACACCUAGCAGUGUGAGCACAGACUCUAACCAAAGACUCAGAGCUAACAGAGUUGCCUACAUUGAAUUUCCCCCUCCUCCACCGCUGGAUGCAGACCAGAUGGAGUCCGAUAAGAAACAUCCUUACCUCCCUGAAAGAGAGGUCGACAUGAUUGAAGUCAGUCUGCAAGACGAGCAUGACAAGUACCGACUGGCGGAACCGGUCAUCAGGGUGCAGCCGCCUUCCCCAGUUCCUCCUGGGGCGGACAUCAGUGACUCCAGCGAUGACGAAUCCCUUUAUCAACCAGUCCCGGUCAAAAAAUACACCUUCAAGUUAAAGGAGGUCGACGACGAACAAAAAGAAGUGACAAAAUCCAAAGCCUCCGCUGAAAAGGCUUCCACCCAGAAAGAAUCAGAAAUGAAUGGAUCUGGAAAAGAUACUGAAUUUGGCCUUGGCCUUGAUUCACCUCAGAAUGAAACGGCCCAGAAUGGGAACAACGACCAGUCCAUCACAGAGUGUUCCAUUGCCACCACGGCAGAGUUUUCUCACGAUACAGAUGCCACAGAGAUCGACUCUCUGGACGGCUACGACCUGCAAGACGAAGAUGACGGCUUGACAGAGAGUGAUUCUAAAUUCCCAAGUCAAACCCUGGAGCUGAAGAAAGAUGUCUGGAACACGGAGGGCAUUCUGAAGCCAGCUGAUCGCUCCUUUAGCCAAAGCAAGUUGGAAGUUAUCCAGGAGGAGGAGGGAAGGGUGGGGCCAGAUGAAGAGAAGCCACCUUCCAAAAGCCCUUCAUCUGAAAAGACUCCCGCUAAGACUGAUCAGAAGUCGGGGGCCCAGUUUUUCACACUAGAAGGCAGACAUCCUGACAGAUCAGUGUUUCCUGAUACUUAUUUCAGUUACAAAGUAGAUGAAGAAUUUGCCACUCCUUUUAAGACAGUAGCUACCAAAGGUCUAGAUUUUGACCCCUGGUCUAAUAACCGAGGGGAUGAUGACGUUUAUGACAGUAAAUCACGGGAAGAUGAAACUAAGCCAUUUGGUCUGGCUGUGGAAGACCGCUCUCCAGCCACCACCCCUGAUACAACGCCAGCCCGAACGCCAACUGACGAAAGUACCCCUACUAGUGAGCCUAACCCCUUCCCAUUUCAUGAAGGAAAAAUGUUUGAGAUGACUCGCAGUGGUGCAAUUGACAUGAGCAAGAGGGAUUUUGUGGAAGAGAGGCUCCAAUUUUUCCAGAUUGGUGAGCAUACUUCUGAAGGGAAGUCAGGGGACCCGGGGGAAGGGGAUAAAAGUACAGUCACUGCCAUACCACAGCCACAGGCAGGGGACACCACUGUAGAAACCAAUCUAGAGGGAAAUGUAGAGGCACCUCCAGUGGAACCUAACCCCAGCAUCCCGACCAGCGGAGAGUGUCAGGAAGGCACAUCCGGUAGUGGCUCCCAGGAGAAAGCAGCAGCAGCGGCCACUAACGCCUCUAAACUUGACCCCAAGUUGCGCACGCCUAUAAAAAUGGGAAUUUCUGCGUCCACCAUGACCUUGAAGAAAGAAGGCCCUGGAGAAGUGACAGAUAAGAUAGAAGCUGUGAUGACCAGUGGUCAGGGAUUAGAGAAUGAACCUGUAACAGUGAUUUCAAAUACAGCCGAUAGCCACAUGGGCGUUAGGCCCCAAGAAAAACAUGAUUUUCAAAAAGAUAACUUUAAUAACAACAACAAUUUGGAUUCUUCCACUAUACAGACAGAUAACAUUACAAGUCACGUAGUUCUGACAGAACAUUCUGCACCCACUUGUACCACAGAGAAAGCUAAUCCAGUGAAAAGCUCAUCAGGAAAAAGGACAGGGGUACUGCAAGGACAUUGUGUGAGAGAGAAACAGAAAGUUCUUGGAGAGCAGCAAAAGACAAAGGAAUCAAUAGGGAUUAGGCGAAAAUCCAAACUUCCCAUAAAGGCCACUUCACCAAAAGAUCUCUUCCCACCAGAUCAUAUGCCAAACAUUCAUGUGAGUAAAAUGAAGCAGGUUAGUCAAUCUGAGAAAACCAAAACCCUUACUGCUUCUUCACGUGUAGAUGUAAAGUCCAGAAUUCCAGUGAAGAAUACACACAGGGAAAACACAGGUUCAGUUAGAAAACCGUGUGCUACACAAAAGCAGGGGCAGCCAGACAGAGGCAAGGCCAAACAGCUUCCAUCCAAGUUGCCAGUAAAGGUAAGAUCCACCUGUGUCACCACCGUCACCACCACCACCACCACCACAGUUAAAGUUAGGAAAAGUCAGCUUAAGGAAGUAUGUAAACACUCCAUUGAAUAUUUUAAGGGAAUUAGUGGUGAGACCUUAAAGCUUGUGGACCGCCUCUUGGAAGAAGACAAAAAGAUGCAGUCCGAGUUGUCUGAUGAGGAAGACAGUACCUCAAGAAACACGUCGUUGUCCGAGACUUCCCGGGGUGGCCAGCCUUCGGUUACAGCGAAGUCUGCUAGAGAUAAGAAAACAGAGGCAGCACCUUUAAAAUCAAAGAGUGAAAAGGCCGGCAGUGAGAAAUGGAGCAGUAGGAGGACUGGUCCACAGAGUCCAUGUGAACGGACAGAUAUCAGGAUGGCAAUAGUAGCCGAUCACCUGGGACUUAGUUGGACAGAACUGGCAAGGGAACUGAAUUUUUCAGUGGAUGAAAUCAAUCAAAUACGUGUGGAAAAUCCAAAUUCUUUAAUUUCUCAAAGCUUCAUGUUAUUAAAAAAAUGGGUUACCAGAGACGGAAAAAAUGCUACAACUGAUGCCUUAACUGCGGUCUUGACAAAAAUUAAUCGAAUAGAUAUAGUGACUCUGCUGGAAGGACCAAUAUUUGAUUAUGGAAAUAUCUCAGGCACCAGAAGUUUUGCAGAUGAGAACAAUGUUUUCCAUGACCCUGUGGAUGGUUAUCCUCCCCUUCAAGUGGAACUGGAAACUCCCACAGGGUUGCACUACACACCACCCACCCCUUUCCAGCAAGAUGAUUAUUUUAGUGAUCUCUCUAGCAUAGAAUCUCCCCUUAGAACCCCCAGUAGACUGAGUGAUGGGGUAGUGCCUUCCCAGGGAAACGUAGAGCAUUCAGCAGACGGACCUCCAGUCGUAACUGCAGAAGACACGUCCUUGGAAGAGAGCAGACUUGAAGACUCAAUGCCUUUGACAGAAAUACCUGAAGCAGUGGAUGUACAUGAGAGCCAGUUGGAGAAUGUAUGUCUGAGUGAGUAUCCUCAAUACCUCGGAAGGAUGGCUGGGGUCCCAAAAGAUGUUAAACCAGCAGAGCCAUUGGAACAGACUAGAAAAGUAGGAGUGAGCUCUGAGCAGCAAGAGAAAGGAAAAUCUGGUCCUGAUGAGGAGAUGACGGAAGAAAAACUCAAAUCUCUAUUUGAGGAUAUUCAACUUGAAGAAGGAGUAGAGUCUGAGGAGAUGACAGAAGAAAAAGUACAGGCUAUUCUUAAACGUGUUCAGCAAGCAGAACUGGAAAUGUCUUCAAUUACAGGUUGGCAGAAUGAGACAUCAAGUGGAAACCUAGAGUCCCCUGCUCAAGCUCGAAGAAUAACUGGUGGGUUACUAGAUCGACUGGAUGACAGCCCUGACCAGUGUAGAGAUUCCAUUACCUCGUAUCUCAAAGGGGAACCUGGAAAAUUUGAAGCAAAUGGAAGCCAUGCAGAAGUCACUCCAGAAGCAAAGACAAAAUCUUACUUUUCAGAAUCCCAAAAUGAUAUAGGGAAACAGAGUGCAAAGGAAACUCUGAAACCAAAAAUACAAGGUUCUGGUCGUGUUGAUGAACCAGCAUCAUCACUAGCGGCAUAUCAGAAAGCUCUAGAAGAAACCAGCAAGUUUGUCAUAGAAGAGCCUAAACCCUGUGUGCCUGUCAGUAUGAAAAAGAUGAGUAGGACUACUCCUGCAGAUGGCAAGCCAAGGCUUAACCUCCAUGAAGAAGAGGGAUCCAAUGGGUCUGAGCAAAAGCAGGGAGAAGGUUAUAAGAUGAAGACGAAGAAAGAAAUCCGGCAUGUGGAAAAGAAGAGUCACUCAUAACAGUAAAUGGUCAGUCAAGGUGGAUCAUAUUGUUUUUAUUGCCAGUAUUGAGAAAUUCAUGGAAGAUAAGUCAGCAGGAAGUAAAAAUUCACAGAGAAGGGUGUGUGUGUUUGCUGCUUCCACACAUUAACGGCAUGAUUUUUUUUUUAAUGCACAAAGAAAAAAAAGGAAAAGAAAACCACCCACAUUUUAAUUUAGCAUGAGCCAAUUUACAGAGCAUGAAAAUUCACUUUCAUUCCCAGGAUUGGCACGUGUGCAAUUAGCAAUGCAGUGUAUAUACGAGAAGCCAUGCUGUUACCAGUUUAUCUCAAGUAAUUUGGUGUCAUUUACAAAAGGAAGAAAUUCCUGCCGCCAGAAGAGACAGAAGGAGAUGGAAUGAUCAAAUCAUGGAGAAACACUAAAAUUACUAAAAAUCCACAACAGCUCGCCUUAUUUUUCUUGGACCCAAACUGUCAGGGUAUAAACACUAUUUGUUUCUUUUUUAAAACAUCUAUAGUUUUGCUGUAAAUAAUAACACUGUAUAAAUUCUAACAGAAAAAAUGGAAUAAAUGUCAAUAAGGCACUGCCUCUUAGAACACAAAGAGAAUAUUGCAGAUGCAUUUAACAUAACGGGGGUCUCAAGUGACUUCACCCCAAAAGAAGGAGGAGGGGUGAUGGGUAGGGGGAUCUUCACCGAUUCUUGUAUAUUAGCAAUUAUAAUGUUUGUAUACGCAAAACUGCUAGCUUGAUUUUAAAAAAACAAAUCUUUAAAAUCUGCUGCAAAUUUAAAUAAUUCCCCAAAUGAGGAAUUCUGUAGUUCUGUGAAAAAAAUUUUUCUUCAGAAUACUAAUAUUUUGAUGCAUGUGUAUCACCUUAUUUUGAUUAAAUCUUUUCCAAUUUUGCAAACACUACAGUAUACUGCGACACAGAAGAUUUUAUCUGUAAACACAAAGCCCUUCAUCUAAUAUUUGUUGCUAUUGCCAAUUUUUCAAUGAAAUGACCUAAAAAUGAAAAAAAAAAUAACCUAUACGGUAGUUGCUUUAGGGGGAGGGGGGUGCUGGUAGUGCUUAAAAGGGUAAUGCUUGCCGCUUUAGAGGUGGAUGGUGCUCAUAAGAGGCCCCUGUCAGGGGUAUUUUCAGUGGACUGCACAGAAAUUCUUAGCUAGUAGAAUGGCAGCACGCUGUAAACUUAUUCCUGUAUCGUGUACUGGCUGUAAGAUGUAGACACCUUUCAGUAAGCCAAUCAUUUGUAACCAUUCUACCCAUGUCAUAUUAGGUUAAUAAGGCUGCUGUGUUUUAAAGGGCAUUUUUAUUUGGGUUUUGGUGAAAUUCUUUAAUUUGUUGAUUAUAUUCAUAUAAAAUCAGCAUUUAUUGACACAUAGCUCUAAUGACAUAUGUAUGAGAAACCAUACACUGGAUGACCUAGUUGAUUAUUUAAGCAUAAAAUAAAUUGUGUUAAACUCUUCACCUA